This is a messenger RNA of Aspergillus sclerotioniger CBS 115572, 3784 nucleotides long. Its product is annotated as DNA repair protein RAD5. The transcript has a single exon. NCBI's taxonomy places the organism in Eukaryota, Fungi, Ascomycota, Eurotiomycetes, Eurotiales, Aspergillaceae. The record is from RefSeq and is a predicted model, not a curated record. Gene Ontology annotation, molecular function: nucleic acid binding; zinc ion binding; ATP binding. The coding region runs from base 30 to 3659 and encodes 1209 amino acids.
GCAACGCAGAGGGUCGAGGUCCAUGCAGGAUGAAUGUUCAUGAUGCUGACGAGCGGCCCUUGAAGAAAAGGCGCUUUUUCGUGGAUGAAGAGGAACAGGUCGCCUCCCAACCGACUAACGAUCCUAUCCCAGCAAAUCUCGAUGCCCCUGCUUCCUCGUCCCUGACCGAGGGCAAUGGGAUCCAAUCACAACCUAUUCCACUCGAAAAUGCCCAACUCGACGAACCAAUUUCCUUCCCUGACGGAUCUUUGCAAAGUGAGAGCCAUGCCGUUCCCCGUGAGAAGGAAGAUGCUGCCUAUUCAGAACGCCACACCGCAGAUUUGAGGACGGAGGAAACACUAGUACAGGCGGAUGGCGAUGGAUUCGAUACGGCGACAUUCAUAAGUAUUGUCGGGGAACAUCUCUCCGCAGACUCGAUAUCGAAAAUUCGAGCCGCAGCCGGUGAUGACCUUGAGAGGGCAGUCAAUAUUUAUUUCGAUGGAUCCUGGAAGAAACCUUCUAUCAAUGGUGCUCGAAAUCAGAUAACCCUUACCGCUCGCCAACGUUCGCUUCCUGUACAACCCCCUCCCAGCGCAACGCCUCCGUCUACAGGCUCUCAAAUACAUAACGCAACUCCCACGACAGAUAGGGGCUCAUCUCGAUAUGCAGCUCAGCCCUUGCUGAGAUACGUAGGCGCGUUUGGCGUGGGAGGCUGGGCUACAAGGAGUGGAAGGGGAAUACUCAAGCAUGGGGAUCAUGUGAACAUUGAGCGUACACGGUCCCAGCCCAUCUCGAAGCGAGGUCGCGCGGGGAAGCUCGUCGCUAAUCAGAAAGUCGAUGUCCUCACACGGUUCACCACUAAAUCUGGUCAGGAGAUCGGGAGGCUGCCUCGGGAGACGGCUGAGUGGGUUUCGACUUUAUUGGAUCAGAAGGUGUGCAAAUUCGAAGCGGUCUGCGUAUACGUGCCGGACAUUGUCCGAGUGAAUGACACCAUCUAUCUGCAAUUGUGGUGCUACUUGCGGAUCGAGGCAUUCCAAUCUCGGAUACUUAACGAAGUGGUUGAUGAUAACAGGUCGAUUGCUUACUUCGAGGAGAAGGAAAGCACGGAGGAGAAGCGGUUGCGGCUUCGUCAAGUCGCUCUUGUGAAACUCUUCGAUGAAAUCGGUCUUCAACCCACAUCCAUCAAUGACAUGACGAGGAAUCACAAGAAAGAAGGAUUGCUUCGUGCGGCAGAAAUGUCGGAACAGUAUGAGCGCGUCAAAAAGGAAAAUCAAACAAACAACGGCUCUUCUGAUGAAGAGGACACCCCGGAGCUUGAAGAAGACCAGCUUGAUACGCUCUAUAAGAAGGCCCAGUCCUUUGAUUUCAACAUGCCCGAGGCGGAGCCUGCCUCAUCAUUCACAAUGGAUCUUCGAAAAUACCAGAAGCAAGCGCUGUACUGGAUGCUUGCCAAGGAGAAGGACAACAAGUCUGCGAGGGAGACGUCACUACACCCACUCUGGGAAGAGUAUACCUGGCCGUCCAAGGAUGUUGACGACAAGGAUCUCCCGGUUGUAGAGGGUGUUGAUCACUUUUAUGUCAACUCUUACUCUGGAGAGCUGAGCAUUAACUUCCCGGUGCAAGAACAGCAUUGCCUUGGGGGCAUCCUGGCGGACGAAAUGGGCUUGGGUAAGACGAUUGAGAUGCUCAGCUUGGUCCACUCUCAUCGAGUUGAGCCACAGAACCCUGGCAACCUGGCGAGGCUACCCCAGCUGUCUGCCGGAGUCGUCUCUGCUCCGUACACCACCCUUGUAAUUGCACCCACGUCCCUCCUGGCACAGUGGGAAAGCGAAGCCUUGAAGGCUUCACAGCCGGGAACGAUGAAAGUCCUGAUGUAUUACGGUGCGGACAAGAACAUCAACCUUAAAGAGCUGUGUGCUGCAGGCAACGCGGCUGCUCCCAACCUGAUCAUAACCAGCUAUGGUGUGGUCCUCUCGGAAUACCGUCAGCAUGUAUCCACGUCGCUCUCCUCUAUCCCCCCCAGCGGUCUGUUCUCGGUGGACUUCUUCCGGAUCAUUGUCGAUGAAGCUCACAUGAUUAAAAACCGUCAGUCAAGGACAGCUAAGGCGUGCUAUGAACUCAAAGCAACACAUAGAUGGGUGCUGACAGGAACACCAAUCGUCAAUCGCCUGGAAGACCUGUUCAGCCUAGUGAGGUUCCUCAAGGUCGAGCCAUGGAAUAAUUUCUCUUUCUGGAAGACGUUCAUCACAGUCCCUUUCGAAUCAAAGGACUAUGUGCGUGCUCUAAAUGUGGUGCAGACGGUGCUUGAACCUCUAGUACUUCGACGUACCAAAACAAUGAAGACCCCCGAGGGUGAACCUCUAGUGCCUUUACCACGUCGAACCAUUGCGAUCGAAGAAGUUGAACUUCCAAAACAGGAACGGGAAAUCUAUGAUCUCAUCUACACCCGGGCAAAGCAGACAUUCAAUAACAACGUUGAAGCCGGCACUCUGCUAAAGUCAUAUUCAACCAUCUUCGCACAGAUCCUUCGUCUCCGGCAAACAUGUUGUCAUCCGAUUCUCACCCGCAACAAAGCGAUUGUUGCAGAUGAGGAAGACGCCGCAGCCGCCAAUGAUGCAAACGCCGACCUCAAAGAUGACAUGGAUCUACAAGAUCUCAUCAACCGCUUCAAGGAAACCACAGAAGCAGCCGAAUCCAACGAGCCCCAAGACCCCAUGGCCAAAUUUACCGCUCACGCACUGAGGCAGAUUCAGAACGAGUCUAGCGGCGAAUGUCCUAUUUGCGCAGAAGAGCCCAUGAUCGAUCCUGCAGUCACAGCCUGCUGGCACAGCGCAUGCAAGAAAUGUCUAGAAGACUUCAUCCGCCACCAAACCGACAAGGGCGUGCCUCCUCGAUGCUUUUCAUGCCGAGCGCCCAUCACAUCCCGGGACAUCUUCGAAGUGAUCCGUCAUCAAUCCAACUCAUCGUCCCCGGAGAAUGAUAUACACACCAGCACUCCCCCAAGCGCCUCCCAAGCUCCUCCCCGAAUCUCCCUCCGACGCGUCAACCCUCUCUCCCCAUCCGCACACACCUCUGCCAAAAUCCAUGCGCUCCUCGCCCACCUCAGCCGCGUCCCCUCCGGCACCAAAUCCGUCGUCUUCUCCCAAUUCACUAGCUUCCUCGACCUCAUCGCCCCACAACUCACUCGCGCCGGAAUCCCACACGUCCGUCUAGAUGGCACGAUGCCCCAAAAAGCGCGCGCGGAAACCCUCGCCCAAUUCAACCAAGUCGACACCUUCGACCAGGACGAGAUCGACGAAGCGGAAGCCGUGGAUCUCCCUCGCACCUCCCGGAAGAAACACACUCCCUCCACUCCCCCUCCCAAGGUCCUCCUAAUCAGUCUCCGCGCCGGCGGCGUGGGCCUCAACCUCACGACAGCAAGUAACGUCUUCAUGAUGGACCCCUGGUGGAGCUUCGCGAUCGAAGCCCAAGCCAUCGACCGCGUCCAUCGAAUGGGCCAGCUGCGCGACGUGAACGUGGUACGGUUCGUAGUGAAGGACUCCAUCGAGGGUCGGAUGCUGCGCGUCCAAGAACGCAAGAUGAACAUUGCGGGAUCGUUGGGACUACGGGUUGGCGGCGAUGGAUCGGAGGAUGAUAAGAAGAAAGAGCGGAUAGAGGAGUUGAGAUUGUUGUUUGAGUAGAUGAGAUGAGAUGAGAUGGCUGGUUGGGAUUGAGAUCCGUUGUUGAUAUACGAUAAUGAUACCAUUGUAGUAGUAGUUUCGGGUUGCAUUCUGUGAUAUAGAAUGAAUAUAGCAUAUUAUGCGGG